Zingiber officinale is the source of this 7129-nucleotide messenger RNA. Its product is annotated as methyl-CpG-binding domain-containing protein 9-like. The transcript is spliced from 11 exons. The record is from RefSeq and is a predicted model, not a curated record. NCBI's taxonomy places the organism in Eukaryota, Viridiplantae, Streptophyta, Magnoliopsida, Zingiberales, Zingiberaceae. Bases 175 to 6849 code for a protein of 2224 amino acids. Gene Ontology annotation, cellular component: nucleus. Gene Ontology annotation, molecular function: protein binding.
UUCCGUGCCCUUCCCCCUUCCGCCGCACCCGAGAACGAGCCUCCGCGCCUCCUCUCGUGACCGCCCGCCUGCUCGCUCGCAGACAGAAAACCUAAGCCAGCGCUGUCUCUUCUGCUAUCGAAUGGAGCAAAUGGCUUCGAUUCGGUGAAGGAUCACAAGGAACCUUCGUUUCUUAUGGAUACUUCCGCCGCCUUCGAGAAGCCUCUCGAGGCGCGCCAGACUCCGCUCUUCAUCGACCUCAACGAGGCUCCGCCGACGCCAUGCGACACCCAUACGGCAGAAUCCCCUGCCUCUCUCCUUGAUCUCGACGCCCGUGCCGUCGCCUGCCGCUUCCAUGGCGUUCUCACGCCCGCAGCCGGAUCCGCUGCGGACUUCCCUGGCGAAGCUGGCGUCGGAACUGUUCUGCUCCGUUGCGGUAUCUGCGGCCUACUGGAGACGCGCGGUGGGACGGUUGUCUGCGACGGCUGCGAAACGGGUUUCCACGUGAGCUGCGCGAGGAACUGGCUGCGGCAACCGAUGUCUGCGUUGGAUGACUGGCUCUGCCAUGAAUGCAGCGAAAACAGGAGGCCCAUCAAGAGGUGGAGCCUCGGUGCGGCUAGGUUGCUCGACAUCAAUGCUAUGCCGCCUAGUGAGGGAGAUUUUGAAGAGCUGCAUAGUAAUGGAAUUGGUGGAUGCGGAUUGAACAGCUCAGAUGGAGCUAAUAUCAGUGUCACCUACCAAUUAUUUCAACAUCAUAAUGUGGGCCACAUAAGAAAUGACUUUGAUUUUGUCGAGGGCACCGAAACCACAGAUGAUUCCACAAGAACCAUAACUGAAGAAGAAAAGAGGUUUGGUCAGGUGCAUGAUUUAUCUCAGUACUUUGGCAUGAAAUCAAACUUCACUUGCAUUGAAGUUGCUGAGAAAAGUGAUGUUUCUGGGUUAGUCCAUAGAGCUUUGCCUCGUCGAAGAAAAAGAGACCCUGCAAGAACCUGGACUGCUACUAGUUCAUCCGAGAAUCAAGAUAGCAUGAGGGCUAGCUGUGGCGGAGAGCCCUCUUCUGAUACUGAGGUGAUGGACUCUCAGUUCAUUGAUUUUAGGAGAUUGUUAAGAGCUUCAAAUGCUUAUGCAGACGAAAAUAAUGACCUUGGCUCCAAAAAUUUAAUUGGUUGGCUCCCGGUUCAGUAUGAGGACUUCUAUGUCCUUUCUUUUGGAAGAAUUGAUUUGAGGAUGACAUACCAUGACAGCAGUCAGAUCUGGCCUGUAGGGUAUAGAUCAGUUUGGCAUGAUGAGAUUACCGGAUCACUUUUUGAGUGUGAAGUAUCAGAUGGUGGAAAUUCUGGACCUGUUUUCAAAGUGCAAAGGCAUCCAUGUUCAGCAUCGCCACUUCCAGUUGGGGAAACUGUUCUUCACUAUAACAGUUCUAGAAAAUCUGAUGCACCAGAAACAACAGAAAGUAGCAUGAUCUUUGAGUCUAGCCUAGAGCUAGAUGAUGAUAUUUUAAUACUUCUAUCAGAUCCAACAUAUGCAGAUCAGGAAAUGAUAUCGUGCUUCAAUAGUAACUUUCAUGGAAUUUCACAUGAAUCCUCCAUGCACAUGGAUGCACAUGAACAACAUGCUAUACAUCAUGUGGAUAACUGCUCGGAAGAGUUUGAAGAUUCUUUAAAAAUAACUUCUCCAAGGGAUGAAAUUGGAGAUUUUUAUGUGGAAGGAAGAUCGUCAUUAUCAGUAUGGAAGAUGGUGUCUCAAACUUUUGUUGAUUCAUGCCAGGAAGCCUAUAGGCAGUCAGGUUCUCUGAAGUUCUUCUGCAGACACAGAUGCCAAAGAACACAUUAUUUUGGAGAUGGAAAACAAAAAACUCUAGAUUAUCCUGCUGCCUUAGGUAAGUUUUGCAGUCCUUCUGGUCCCAUCAAUGUACCACAAGUCAUUCGGAGUGACGCAGAGCUUGAUUCUUCAUGCAAAUCACUUGCAGAGUGGCUAAAUCAAGACAGAUUUGGAUUAGAUAUAGAAUUUGUACAGGAAGUGAUUGAAACUUUUCCUGAAUCACAUGCAUGUGCUGGUUACCAGUUUCUAAUUAACAAGUUAGAUGCUUCAAAGUUGAUGACUGUUGCUAGUGGGGCACUCCUAGCAGUACAAAGGAAUGGUGGCAGAGGUAAAGAUAAAGUUUUUCCAUGUGGUUUAUAUAGAAGGCCGACACUAUCUCAGCCACAUGAUUUCACCGAUGAACACCAACUAACUGAGCGCCAACCACCACCAGGAAAACCUUGCAGCAGAAGGCUUCCGCCAGAGCUGGUUGGAGAUGUUUAUCAGAUAUUUGAAUUUCUAUGUCGUUUUUAUGAAACUUUGGGUCUAAAUGAACCUCCAAUGUUUGAGGAACUUGUGGAAGAACUUAUUGAUCCCUGGCCCAUCGAUUCAAUGUACGGGGAGAGGGAGAAGUUGGAAAGGGAAAUUCAAGAUUAUGGGGAGUUGGUUGCAAAAUCACACGACACUUUAACUAGUCAAAAUUUGCUACCGACACGAGGGGCUGACACACAAGCAUUAGAUGUAAGUCCAUUUAUGUUUAUUCCAAAUGAAACAGCAUCAGCAAGGGAAGCUGUUCAAGCUAAAUUGGCAUCACGUACUUAUGGCAGAUGUACUGGUGUUAGAUUGACUAAGGUUCAUACUUCACUGCUGAAACUUUUGAUUGGAGAGAUCCUUGGGAAAGUUACUUUUUACAUGGAUCCAAAUUCUGAUGCUAGAGAAUCAAGAUCUAGACGUGGACGGAAGAAGGAUCUUGAGAACACAGUUACUGCAAAAGACCCCAAGACUGAUAUAUUACCUGCCAAUGAAUUUACAUGGCCGGAUUUGGCCAGGAGAUAUAUCUUGGUUGUUUUGUUCAUGAAUUUUGUUAUGGACUCCCCAGAUAUCUUUGCUCGCGAAGGACUGAAGUUGAUCCGCUGCUUACAGGGUGAUGGCGGUGUCCUUUGUAGUUCCCUAUCAGGUGUUGCUGGUAUGGAAGCUGAUGCAGUGCUGCUUGCAGAGGCUGAAAUGCAGAUAUCUGAUUCUGGAAAGCAGAAACAUAAAGUCUCGAUAGUUGGGCACAAGGAUUCUGUUGCAGAUGGAACUUCUGAACCUGUUGUACAUGGAAAAAAUCUUCCUGAAUGGGCAUUACUUCUAGAACCAGUGAAAAAGUUGCCAACUAAUGUUGGUACAAGAAUAAGAAAGUGCAUUUAUGAUGCUCUAGAACAUAAUCCUCCAGAAUGGGCGAAGAAAGUUUUGGAGCAUUCUAUAAGUAAGGAGGUUUAUAAGGGGAAUGCCUCGGGGCCAACUAAGAAAGCUGUUCUUUCUGUCCUAGCUGAGGCAUCAGGUGGAAAGCACCUUCAUAAGCCAGAGAAGAAAAGCAAAGAGAAAAAUCCUAUAUCAUUGUCUGAUGCUGUUAUGAGAAGAUGCCGUAUGGUACUCCGUCAUGCUCUUUCUGCAGAUGAAGAGAAAGUUUUCUGCAAUUUGCUUGGGUCUCCAAUGGCAAAUGUCAAUGAUAAUGAAGAUGAAGGUAUUCUUGGAUUUCCUGCUAUGGUUUCUCGCCCUUUAGAUUUUCACACCAUUGACUUAAGGUUGGCUGUUGGGGCUUAUGGUACUUCACACGAAGCUUUUCUAGAGGAUGUUCAAGAGGUGUGGCAUAAUUUAUCAAUUGCUUAUAAAGACCAUUCUGAUCUGAUGCAGUUAGUUGAGGAAUUGUCAGUGAAUUUUGAAUCACUGUACGAGAAAGAGGUACUUACUCUAGUGGAGAAAAUUGCUGAUCCUGCUGGUACUGAGUCUCUGGACCCUGUAAAGCAGAAAGAAUUGUAUGAUAUUCUUGCAACAAGUGAAAUGCUCAAAGCUCCUUGGGAAGAGGGAGUUUGUAAAGUCUGUGGCAUUGAUAAGGAUGAUGACAGUGUUUUGCUUUGUGAUACUUGUGACUCAGAAUACCAUACAUAUUGUUUAAAUCCUCCUCUUGCUCGGAUUCCAGAAGGGAAUUGGUAUUGUCCAUCAUGUGUUAGGAUUCAGUCCAAAAAACAAGAUUGGAACCAUCAUACACUUGUUAGCAAGAACACUGAGAGAAGAUAUUUGGGAGAGGGUAAUCGUGCUUUUCAAGAGGCCUUGAAACAACUUACAUGCACAAUGAAAGAGAGAGACUAUUGGGAAUACAGUAUUGAAGAGAGAAUAUUGCUGCUGAAAUUUCUGUGUGAUGAGGUGCUGAGCACUGGACUUAUUAAGGAACACCUAGAUCAGUGUAAUGAAACGUCAAAUGAUUUGCAGCAAAAAUUGCGAGCACUAGUUAUGGACUGGAAAACUUUGAAAUUCAAGGAAGAAAUUUUGUCUUUGAACAUUGCAAGAGAACGUACUAAUAAACCUGGCGACAGCCCAAGGGAAGAGGAAGAAGAAAUUGCAUCUGCUGGGCUAGCUGAGUGUCAGCGGAAUGUCAGUGACACUUCUGUAGAUGCUGAUACUGGUGUCAUUCCUGAAACUUCAACAGUGGAGUCCCCUGUUGGACAGGAUGGACAAAAUGAUUUCAGAAAGAAUGUGGAUCAGUUUUCUAAGAGUAUGAUUGAUGCUCAUUCUGAUCAUGGUAGGAAAGUUGAGAUGCAGUCUGGUGAUCAACAUACUCUAGACAAGGGUGCAGAUUCUGGUAAUGCACUCUACACUGUUUCACUUGGUCAAGGAAACCAAAUAAAACAAGAUAAAGGGCUAUCACUAAUUUCUUCUGACCAAGAAGGUAAGGAAGGAAAGGAAGAAUCUAUUCGUGGUUUUGAUAAUGAAACUGCACGGAGAGGGUUGCUGGGUGAUGACAGCAGCAUCUGUGAAAGACCUGAUGUGACACAAAACGUUGGAAGGCCAGUAGUAGUACUUACCCAUGCAGACACAUCUCAUGGUUCUAUUAUGGUCACUCAUAGAGGUACAGCACAGGAUAAUAAUAUUUUAAGGACUAAGAGGCUAAUCAAUACAUCAACAGAGUUUCUCUCCUCCAACCAAGGUGAUGUAAACCAGGGAAACACCAAUGUUUCUCAUGCCACAUCUAUUGAGAACAGUCUCAACAAUCUUGAACUGGAUACUUUAAAGAAUCAAAUUUCACAUGUGGAGUUGUCAAUUUCUAGAGUAGAAUCUCAGCUUAUGAUGACAUCUUUAAGAAGGGAUUUUCUUGGAAGGGAUUCUUUUGGUCGAUUAUAUUGGGCUAUAUGCAGACCUGGUAUUCGUCCUUGGCUGGUUGCUGAUGGAAGCACAAUGGUACCAGAAGAGAGUAGUCGAAUGGAAGAGUUAAGCCAGCCCAAGGGUAAUGACCUUGUGGAUAUGGUCUCCCCAAGUUCAGCACCAAUGUCUGGGCCAGGUGGAUCUGAUGUAUGUAGCACAUCUGCAUGUGGUUCGCAAAAGUUUAGCUAUUAUUCAUUUUCUUUGUAUGAAAAUGACAAUGAUAUUCAGGAAAUUACUAGUUGGCUGACCAGUGCUGACCCUAAAGAAAAAGAAUUGAAGGACAAUAUCUUGCACUGGCAAAGAAUACUACACCAAGUAUCUAACAUCAUUUCGAAUGACUCUCAUCCUACUUCAAAAUCCUCCAAUAGCAAGGAUUGUAUGGUAUCUCGAUGUUUAACUACAAAGGCUGCAAUGAUUCUCGAAGCCAAGUAUGGUCCUUUCUUGGAGCUGGAAGCAAUUGAAAUUCCUAAGAGAAAAGGUAAGAAGGGAAAACCAAGUCAUGAUGAGAGAAUGUUCAGAUGCGAGUGCUUAGAACCUGUAUGGCCUUCUAGACACCAUUGUUUGUCUUGUCACCAAACAUUUUCAACUGAAGUGGAGCUUGAUGGACAUAAUGAUGGAAGGUGUACCCCAAAUAAUACUGGAUCUGAUGAAAGCAAAGAAAGCAAUGAUCAAUCAAAAGUUAAGGGAAUAAGGUCUGAAAACGUUAGGGGAAAAGACAAUCAUGAGGAAAUUGAUGUUGGCGAUUCAUCAGAGAAAUUUUUUGAAUUCAACUCCAGUUUUGUUAGACUUUCAAGGACAACAUGCCCAUAUGACUUUGACUUGAUCAGCAAAAGGUUCAUAGUAGAAAACUCUAACAAGGAGAUAGUGCAAGAAAUUGGUCUUAUUGGGUCCAAUGGAAUUCCAUCCUUUGUUCCUUCAGGUGCUUUCUUUUUGAAUUCAGGAGAAGAGCUGAGCCAAAGUCUGAAUUCUAAUGUUAAUGGGAGCACUGCUUUGUCUUUUUCUUCAGGAGUACAGUUCCUACUACCUAGAGGGAGGGGUCGAACAGGGUUAAAUAUAACUGAAGAUGAAGUUAGAAGAGGGAAUGGACAUGCCAGCACAUCUCAGAAUGCUUUUGAUAGUGUUAAUGAUGAACAAUCUCAGAGAAUCAAAAGAUCUACUCGAGGUAUUGGUAAUGAGGGAGAAGCAUCCUCCAUGACCAGUAACACUCAGCAUGCUGGAAUUAGCAGUGGAUGCACAGUUCCAGAAUCAUCAUUGAAACCUGUAGUUGGGAAGACAUCUGAAAUUCUUAAGCGGCUCAAGGUUAACUUACUUGAUAUGGAAGCUGCACUUCCAGUUGAAGCACUGAGACCUUCAAAAUUAAUUUUGCAAAAAAGAUGUGCUUGGCGCACCUUUGUUAAAUCUUUGCAGUCCAUAUUUGAGAUGAUUCAAGCAACAACCCUACUUGAAGGUAUGGUUAAAACGGAGUACCUAAAAAAUGGGUGGUGGUACUGGUCCUCUCAGACAGCUGCUGCAAGGACAUCAACGGUUUCGUCGCUUGCUCUUCGUAUUUACACUCUUGAUGAUUGUCUCACCUACACCAAGAACCAGGAUCCUGGUUCAAAUACCAUAGAGAGUGAUCCAAAGCCGGCAAAUAAGGCAGGAAAGAAGAGGAAAGAUAUGGAGACAUGAAAAUGAACACUCUGAAAAACAUAUAAAAGAACCCAAGCAUCAUGGAUGUGGCAGAUUUUACAUUAUACAAUCUGUCAUCAAACUUAUCAGGCUUCAUGAUUCACAAAAAUAUGAACUGGAAGAUGACAUGCCUUAAUAGUGCCUGGAUAUUAGCUCAGACCUUGUUUCAAAAGUAAAACUGUCAUCAUUGGCUUGAUGUUUGUCUGGUUCAAAAAGGGUAACUGAGAUAAAUUUUUUUGCUUUAAGGAUGUAAAUAACCAAGUUGAAAUCAUUUUGAGGA